This is a messenger RNA of Solanum stenotomum, 1074 nucleotides long. RefSeq lists its product as uncharacterized. Lineage: Eukaryota; Viridiplantae; Streptophyta; Magnoliopsida; Solanales; Solanaceae. The coding region runs from base 1 to 1074 and encodes 357 amino acids. The transcript is spliced from 2 exons. The record is from RefSeq and is a predicted model, not a curated record.
AUGAAAUCUCUGAGACUCGAUUAUAAUAUGCUUGUUGAAAGUCCUUUGGGUUAUCAAGUUGUGUGUAAUCGAGUUUACCAAGAUUGUUCCUUUGUGAUUCAAAACCUAGUCUUUCCUGUUGAUUUGAUUGAAAUGCCCUUCAAGGAUUUUGAUGUUAUUAUCGGGAUGGAAUGGCUUUAUAAAUUUCAUGUGGUGGUAUAUUGUAGGUCGAAGCAUGUGACUUUUAAAGAUCCUAUAUUUUCACACAUCAUUGUACAAGGUGAAAGAUUAGUGACAUCUAGUAUUAUUUCUGCAGCCUUCGCAAGAAAGUUGAUGCGUCAAGGUUGUGGGGCAUACCUUGCUCACAUAGUUGAUAUACAAUUGAAGGGUCCUUGUAUCAAAGACGUACCUACUGUAUGUGAUUUUACAGAAGUAUGUCCAGAAAACCUUCCGAGAUUCCCCCCGAAAAUAGAGGUUGAGUUUCCAAUCGAGCUUAUCCCUGGAUCUACCCCUAUUUCUAUCACUCCUUAUAGAAUGGCUCCAGCAGAAUUAAGAGAAUUGAAAUCUCAACUGCAAGAACUUCUUGAAAACGGUUUUAUUCGACCUAGUGUUUCUUCUUGGGGAACCCUUGUUUUAUUUAUUAUUUUGCAAAUUUUGAGGGAACAAGAGCUUUAUGCUAAACUUUCCAAGUGUGAAUUUUGGCUUGAUGAAGUAGCUUUUCUGGGACAUGUUGUAUCAACAGAAGAUGUGAAGGUGGAUCCUAGUAAGAUACAAGCGGUUGUUGAAUGGAGACCUCCUAAAAGUCCAACCAAGGUAAGAAGUUUCUUGGGCUUAGCCAGAUACUAUAGAAGAUUUGUGAAAGGCUUCUCCAUUAUCGCCUCUCACUUGACUAAGCUCUUGCAUAAGGAAGUAAAGUUUAUUUGGGAUGACAACUGUCAAGAGAGCUUUGAAACUCUCAAAUCCUUGUUUACUCAAGCUCCUAUACUUACUCUACUGAUUGAAGGGAAAGAAUAUGUAGUUUACAGUGAUGCUUCUCACAAUGGUCUAGGAUACGUUUUGAUGCAACAUGGGAAGGUUAUUUCUUAUGCCUCUUGA